CUUAUCGUUCCGAAACACUGGUUUGCCAAGCAUUAACUUUCAAAAACAAAAACCCGCUGAACGUCCAGAGGUGCUUCGUGAGGAAUUCGCCAAAACUAUAUUCCAGAACAUUCCUGAGUCGGAUUAUGCUGCCUCGGUAUCAAAAGCGUUUCUAUCAACUUAUAAAUCAUACCUGUCCAUCAAAAGUGUUACGGGAUUUAAAGCGAAUUGCAACUAAUACUUAUUCCACACAAGCUCUAGGUUUAAACAAGUCGGUUUAUUCGCUUGGAGAUGAUAUAAAGGUACAUAUUAUACUGUUUGACGGAUAUGGAAAACGGCUCACACAAGGAGGAGAUAUUCUCCGUAUUUGGUUAACCGGGCACAUCACAGAAAACCAGUGUAAAUGGUUACGUCAUCGAUCACGGGAAUGGAUCAUAUACCGGUCACGUUAGGGCUUUAUGGACAGGUAAAUCUGUCAUAAAAACGUCGAUAGCCGCAACUAAAGAGCAGAUUGCAAUUGUUCAAAAUUACAUAGAAAAACGCGGCUUAAUGCAUGAUAUGGUCGCCGGAUUUAAGAACAACAACAUAAUAGAACGUACGCCAUGCAGUGUGAAACCAAACGUGUUUGGAUUGACUAACAUGUGUAAUUUUACAGAAGAAAACUAUGGUCUUCAUUGGUUUUGCGGGAAACCAAGAAAUCCGAAACUAAAAUGCCAGGACUGGAAGUUUACCAAAGGACAUCGUACCGACCAUUUAAGUAAAACUGAAAGACAUAUUGCGAGGGUCCACAAGCAUAUGCUGUUACAGAAAAGCCCGACAAUAACGAUAACGGGAGGUACAGAUUAUGUUCCCUCUCCCGAUCUACCAUGUUACAAGAGACCAAUCAAGGAAACUUGGCUUGAGGAAUCACCGGUUGGAUUUUAUUAUAAAGGCAAAUGGCACCAGCGAGGAUGUAAAAACACGUUCAUACCUUCCAAGAUUUCAUAUGAGACCUGCUUACGUGAUCAAUACCUGUUCUUGAUUGGCGAUUCAAAUAUCCGUUCAUGGUUUGAUCAUAUAAUGCGAAAGGGUGAUAUGGUUAUACCUAAGAAUGGAAAUGGCAGACGCUGGUUCAGUUUGAGGAAAGCUGUACGUGAGGAUUUAAAUUUUACGCUUCUGUGGGCCGUUCACGAGCUGCCAUUCUAUACAGGAGAGGACUCUCCAAGGGAAAUGAUCAAGUCUGUAGCAUGGUACAUAGAUCGUAUUCCUAACAUGAAAAAAGUGACAGUUGUUUUGCAUAAUAUGAUGCAUUUCGCUAGAACCACGCCAUCUGAAUUUCGCGAACAUAUUCGAGACGUCAAAUUUGCGAUUGGUAGACUGUUUAAGCGUAUCCCAGGAGCAAGAGUGUUUGUCAAAGGGCCACACUCUGCAACAUUUGUAGGUCUUCUGAAACCAUUGGAUUUUAUUAGAAAAAUUCACGAACAAUUAUUCUAUGAGGAAUUAAUAGAAUUUCAUAACAAAAUAACAUAUCUGAACGAAUGGGAUUUAACAGCAUGUAUUGAAAAUGUCAAUGUCCAUCCCAGUCCUUCAACCGUUGGCGAUAUGAUAGAUAUGUUUAUGUCAUAUUUGUGUGAAGCUUAGGAAUAGUGUAUCAACAACACGGUGACUCAUGUGUCAAUAAAUUUGGUGUGUGAGGCAGGAGAAGCUUUCCCUCCCAGAACACCUGGUUGUAUACUCAAUUUACUUAUACAAUGGUCUUCAAUCAAACAUAUUUUCGAGAAAAUUCACAUUACCCUUUUCAAUUGAUGUAAACUUUCAUCAAACCUGUUUUAACAACUUGGCAAGUAUAAUUCCCCUGGUAAUUAAGCAUUAUUCUCAAUUUAUUUUUGGUUUAUGAAUUCAUAGACAAAAAACGGAUGGGCAUUCUUCAUAUGAAAAAGAAUGCCCAUCCGUUUUUUUGUCUAUGACUUCAUAAACCAAACAUAAAUUGAGAAUAAUGCUUAUAAUUUUAUUGUAAUAACUAAAAGCAAUGCUUAUUAGACAUAAACCAUCAUUUAUUCAAUUUAUUUUAACAAAUUAAUAGAUUGAUGUGCGGCGCAUCAAUAUUACACCGGCGGUUCAUUGAGGCCAAUAACUGUGCCGCUUUUAAAAUUUCCCGCGGAAAACGAUCAUGUCGAACCGGUUUGAUCCAGUUCGCACUAGUCUGAGGACGCAGCCAACAGUCACUCACGGUGCUGUAGGCUAACAAAUCAGAAACACUGGAAUGUUUGUUUAUAUGUAAGAGCCUUGUGAGGAAAAUUAAACACUCAGUUAUUGAAAGAUGAGUUGGAAAACAUCCCCGAUGACAGAACAUUACUAAUCGAGGAGGCGUAUGAGUUGGACGGUAUCAGAGGCAAGUUGUAUUUUCCGCGGCCACAAGUGGGCCUACGCCAUUUUGAUUAUGGCCGCAGUUUUGAUUGGUUAUCGAAGCUUAAGUGUUGCUGAUUACACGUUUUUGGUUUGCAGAACAUUCUCGACUGUAGCUUCUGAUAGAGCUUUCGUAUCUCCGAUGACUUUAUAAUCGAUAUUCUAUUCGAUAACCAAUCCGAAAAUAUCCGACGUUGAACGACACAUUGAUUGUCGCAAGCAGACGACGUCAAAAGUAGUUCUACGUGUAUUACGUCAUUAAAAAUGACGUAAUUUUUUUCUGGCCAUGAAGAAAUAACCUUAAUUUUCCAACCAAUGAAAAUGAGUGUAACAGAUGAAAUAAAAUUAUUAGACUAUU
Pecten maximus is the source of this 2722-nucleotide messenger RNA. Its product is annotated as NXPE family member 3-like. The transcript is spliced from 3 exons. NCBI's taxonomy places the organism in Eukaryota, Metazoa, Mollusca, Bivalvia, Pectinida, Pectinidae. The record is from RefSeq and is a predicted model, not a curated record. Bases 529 to 1599 code for a protein of 356 amino acids.